This is a messenger RNA of Girardinichthys multiradiatus, 2335 nucleotides long. It is a transcript of the gene rbbp8, whose product is annotated as retinoblastoma binding protein 8. The coding region runs from base 184 to 2166 and encodes 660 amino acids. The transcript is spliced from 19 exons. Gene Ontology annotation, molecular function: flap-structured DNA binding; Y-form DNA binding; single-stranded DNA binding. Gene Ontology annotation, cellular component: site of double-strand break. Gene Ontology annotation, biological process: DNA double-strand break processing involved in repair via single-strand annealing; double-strand break repair via homologous recombination. The record is from RefSeq and is a predicted model, not a curated record. NCBI's taxonomy places the organism in Eukaryota, Metazoa, Chordata, Actinopteri, Cyprinodontiformes, Goodeidae.
AAGUUCAGCGACCAGAAGAAGAUUUCCCAUCAUGCAAGUUGGCGCGCUAACUUUGAGGCACUGCCGUAAAAAUGAUAAAGACGCGUUUGUUUUCAGUUCAACGUAGAAGUUUAAAUCUUUGUGAUUUUGUCAAACUGUAGCAGUUUCUUGGACCUGUUGGUGGUCGGGUUCACAGGGUAAAAGAUGAGCAGUCCAGGAGACCGCAGCGGCUCCAUCAGACCCGCUGACCUCUUUGAAGACCUUUGGAUGCAGUUGAAAUACUGCCACCAAAACACAGUACAAGAAUUUGAGGCAAAAGUGAGCAAACUGAAAAAGGAUCGCUGUCUAGAUGCUCAGAGGCUGGAGGUGUUUUAUAAUCGCAACCAGCAGCUCAAGGAGCAAAAUCAAAGCCUUCAGGAGACCAUCGGUCUGCUGGAAGAAAGGGUCCGUCCAGGAGAGUGUAAUCGUUGUGCCGUCUUGGAGGAGAAGCUGAAAAGCAGUCAGGAUCACAAUCUGGAUGUAAUCACCAAACUGAAAAAUGAGAAGAAAAACCUGGAAGAUGAAAGCAGAGAGCUACGAGCUGAACUGCAGAGGAUGAAGACCUCUCACAGAUGUUGCGUUUGCAUCAGUGCAGAACCCGAGGAGACCUCACCGCCCGAGCCGGAGGAAGGCGUCAUCCCAGACUCUCCGAUCUUGCCGAGCUCGCUGCCCGUGGCGAACAAACUGAGGAAACGUAAACCCGCUGACAAGAGCCAACAUGUUCGUUACGCAGAGACGCCUCUGCCGCAGAGCAGCAGCUCUCUCUUUAAUGAGUUAAAGAAAUGGCCUGAUGAUGGAGGUGCAAAGAAUUCUGGGAGAGAAGUGCUCGUGCCGAACACUUGUGAACUGGACACAUCCCAAAGCUCAAAUGAUGCGAAGGAAGAAACUGAAGAGGUGGUUGCAGAAACCUGCGGCCUGGAGCUGCUGGGUAAUCAUCACCGUAAAACAGAGUUGCCUCAGAAUCAUCAAAGCAGCACCAAAAGUACCUGGAAGCACAACGUUCGUUUAAGGCCUUUCUCCUCUUCAUCGGCACGGAUCCACAGUUCAGACUUGACCACAGACAGAUCGCCGUCUCUUCUUCCAUGUACAAAACGCUUUUCAGAGGAAGGCUCCUUCUGCAGGGCCAAACGGAGGAAGCAGGAAUGUGAUUUAGGGGUGCAGGGAGGCGGCGAAGUGGGGGUGGAUAAUCAAAUGGAAGGCAAACCCUUACAACCUGAGAUCAUCAGCCAGGCCAUCACAUCUGUCUCUAAUCUUGGCUUUAAAACAGAGCAGCUGGGCAACAAGGGUCAGUCAAGACAAAGUGAAACUCCCAACCAGAAGCUGACUGUCUCUUGUGAGGAACCUGCUUUUAAGAAACCUCUCGGUAAAGCUGAAGAGCAAGCAGACGAGAGGAGAAGAUCUCUGCAGGAUCGGAAUGGUUUACAGAAACGGCUUCAACCUAAAGACUCUGAAGGACAGCAGACAGUGGAGCCUAUGUGGAGCAUCGACCCUGCACUCGCUCUGUCCAUGUAUGAGAGCGAGCAGAGAGAAGACGAGGAAGUGGAAGAAAAGCUGCGACCUGAAGAGCUGGGAGAUACCGACUGCACCUGGGUCAGUCACAGCCUGCUGCAGCGUCGGCGAGAGGACAGUCAGGACAUGCAGUCUGGACUUGGUGACAAGGCCAAUGACAGUUUGGAUAUGUUAUUUGAUGCAACAUCCUUAGGGGAGUACAAGUCAUACAACUGCUCGCAUUUAGACCAGAGUCAGCAUUGUGAAGAAGUUAAGGAAGACCCUAACGAUAAAGAUCUUCGUGAAACUACUGGAUGUCACAGCAGAGCUCGGCAGCCAACAUUUGCACAUGUGGCCGUCGUUCGCAAGAAGGACGAGAGGAGAAAGCUGAAGGGUACCACAUGCAAGGAAUGUGAAGUGUAUUACGCUCAUCUGCCGGAGGAGGAGAAGCAAAAGAAGCUAUCGGCUUGCUCGAGGCAUCGGUAUCUCUAUGUUCCUCCUUGUACCCCUGAAAACUUCUGGGAAGUUGGAUUCCCAUCGACACAGACCUGCAUUGAAAGAGGUUACAUCAGGGAGGAGAAGAACCCUCAGGCACGCUCACGAAGGCGACAGCCAUUUAACGCCUUGUUCUCCCCGAAGCGGAGCCAGAAGCGGAGCUGAAGCUAUUCAUCACUACAGAUGUUGCUGUGUUGAGAUGUCUCAGGCAGCAUGACGACACACUCUGUUAAUACGUGCCUUUUCAGGUUAUCAUCCCAGCUGAAUGUGUGACUGAAAAGACUUUGUGCUUCCUGUAAAUGAUGUAAAUAAAAUUAGGAGGUCUAAAAUGUUG